This is a messenger RNA of Cygnus olor (mute swan), 1380 nucleotides long. RefSeq names its product receptor activity modifying protein 2 (gene RAMP2). The record is from RefSeq and is a predicted model, not a curated record. Gene Ontology annotation, cellular component: signaling receptor complex; membrane; cell surface. The coding region runs from base 636 to 1148 and encodes 170 amino acids. Gene Ontology annotation, molecular function: coreceptor activity. Lineage: Eukaryota; Metazoa; Chordata; Aves; Anseriformes; Anatidae. The transcript is spliced from 5 exons. Gene Ontology annotation, biological process: cellular response to hormone stimulus; calcium ion transport; intracellular protein transport.
UGGGGAUGUCGUGGGGCUGGGGUCUGCAGUGCUCUGCGGGGGGAAAAAACGAGCCCUGAGGGUGGGAGCUUGCCCCAGCAGCCAGGGGUUUUUGGCAGAGCCCAGCCAGCAGCAGGGCUGGGGCCGAGGGCCGCCAUCGCCAGCCAAGUUUCUCUGCCCUUUCCCCACCUCCCUGCCCGCUCGAGCCUCAUGCACGUCGUGGCACCGCCGCCGCCACUUCGGCUCCCACCCGGGGCCUGUCCCGGCGUGGGGCAGGUGCCCCACAGGGGGGCUGCGAGCACGGUGUCGGGGCCACAAACCCCCCCCUCCCUGCCCCCCCCAGAAGCCGAGCGGCAGCGCCCGUCCGGGGACGACGAGGACGUUUCUCUUCCCCGGUCCACUCCCCCCGCUUUCGGGCUGCCUGCCCUCCACGCAGGAGACGAGGGAUUUCACAACCCAGCCCAGACAGGAUUAAAGAGAAAUACACAAGUAAACAAAAUAGCGGCCUCGUAAAACUGGACGGGCUGCGCGGGGAGCAGAGCCUCUCCUCUGCCGGGCCGCCCGGGUCAAACUGCCCCUGUCAGAGGAAAGGAGUUGCUUCCUGUUAUUUCCAUUGAAAUACUUGUCCCGGUCGGUAGCCCGCAGGCUUUCGCAGGAUGGCACCGUGCGUGCGGACGGGCUCCGGCCGCCUCUCCCGAGGGCUCCUCCUGCUCUGGGCGCUGUUGGGGCGCGGGCUGUGCCACACGGACGUCAAGGCGGAGGGCUUCGGCCAGGAGGCGAGGACGAGCCCCCCGACGGCCAUGUACAACUCCACAGAGACGUACAGCACCAUGGCGGAGAAGUGCUGGGAGCUCUUCGUUGACCUGAUGAGGAACGUGACGGCGCCGCAGCUGUGCGAGUGGAAGGUCAUCAGCAGGCCCUACAGCUUGCUGCAGGCGUGCCUGGAGGGCUGGGCCGACCACCUCAAGUACGGCUACCCCAACGCGCUGGCCGAGCAGUUCAUCUUCCAGAGCCACUACCGCUACUUCCAGAACUGCUCGGCGGGCAACCAGGUCUUCGACCCCCCCGAGGACGUGCUGCUGGCCAUGAUCAUCGCCCCCAUCUGCCUCAUCCCCUUCCUCGUCACCGUCGUCAUCUGGCGCAGCAAGGACGGCAAGGCGCAGCCCUAGGCGCCGCCACCACCGCCGAAAACCGGCCGGGGGGACCGGCAGCGCCCCCGCCGCCAUGCUCGGUGCCUGGUGCCGGGCUCCCGGUUGCUCGCGUGCCGGGGAGCGGGUGCGGGUGGGUGCUGCCCCGAGGGGUCCGGCCCUCUGCCGGGGUGCAGCGGCUUCACCCACCCUCCCGGUGCCGCCCUGACCACCCGCCGGCUCGCGGCGGGCUAGUAAAGGCUGCUUGCCCCGA